This is a messenger RNA of Cryptotermes secundus, 1947 nucleotides long. RefSeq names its product gamma-soluble NSF attachment protein (gene gammaSnap1). The coding region runs from base 84 to 1085 and encodes 333 amino acids. Gene Ontology annotation, cellular component: SNARE complex; vacuolar membrane. Gene Ontology annotation, molecular function: syntaxin binding; soluble NSF attachment protein activity. The record is from RefSeq and is a predicted model, not a curated record. Gene Ontology annotation, biological process: intracellular protein transport. The transcript has 10 exons. Lineage: Eukaryota; Metazoa; Arthropoda; Insecta; Blattodea; Kalotermitidae.
CGAUGCGCCAAUGCUGUGGGCUGGAUUGCUGUAAACGUGAAAAUCCAUUUUGUUCCUGUUGUGUAGUGUUGUAUUAGUAUAUCAUGGCUCUAAAUAAGAAGAUAGAAGAAGGUUUGGAUCAUAUAAAAACAGCAGAAAAGAGUCUGAAGACAUCUUUAUUGAAAUGGAGGCCAGACUUUGACAUUGCAGCAGAUGAAUACAGCAAAGCAGCUACCUGCUUUAGAAAUGCCAAGUCAUUUGAGCAGUGUAAAGAUUGUCUGUUGAAAGCUGCUGAUUGCCACAGACAGAACAGAUCAUUAUUUCAUGCUGCCAAGUGUAUUGAUCAAGCAGUGCUUGUGUGCAAAGAUUUGGGAGACUACAGAGAUGUGGCAUCUUUGGCAGAGAGAGCCUGUAACUUGUACCAGCAACAUGGUUCUCCUGAUUCAGGUUCUGCAUCAUUGGACAAGGCAGCAAAGCUAUUGGAAUCGCAACGUCCUGAUCAGGCACUCAGGCUAUAUCAGCGUGCUGCUGAUGUAGUUUUAAUCGAAGAUAGUCAAAGACAAGGGGCUGAAUUUACAAGUAAAAUUGCACGUCUCAUGGUUAAACUACAGAUGUAUGAUGAGGCAGCUGAUGCUCUUCGUAGAGAAAUAGGGUUGCAUCAGCAGUCUGAAAACAUUUCCGCUAUUGGUCGCCUGGCUGUUGCUUUGGUAUUGGUACAGCUGGCACGUGGAGAUACCGUUGCUGCAGAGAAGGCCUUCAAAGAAUGGGGAAAUUGCUGUGAUGCCCCAGAGGUACAGACUCUGGAGAUGUUGUUACAAGCUUUUGAUGAGGAGGAUCCACAGGCAGCCCGGCAGGCCCUCAAUAACCCUUUCAUCAAGCAUAUGGAUGUUGAAUAUGCCAGAUUAGCUAGGGACUUGCCAUUGCCUGAAGGUGUGGUGCCUGUAUCCAAGCCAUCUGUCCGACAAAAUGCUGCUCCAUCAUAUGUGUCACCCAAAGCAGUUUCUGCAGCUACCAGUGCUGAGGAAGGAAGAAAAUCAGCUACAGGGGAAUCAAAUGAAACCAAAUCUCUUCAUAGUGAUGAUGAAUAUGAAGGUGGUCUAUGCUGAAAAAUAAAUCGUGUUUCCUUCGAAUCAAGAUGUAUAUAUGACAUGGCAUUGCUAGAUCUACGGUAGUAAUGUGAUGUGUGUGCAUUUUUUCUCAUCAGUAAUAGAAUGUACAAGUUGUUCACAGAAGAAUGGCUCUAUUGUUUUUCCAUCUAUUAAGGCAUUUCUGUAUCUUUGUCAGUCUACAUACCCUUGAUCUCAGAAUGAGACAUCUUUUCAGUCAGGGUUUAAUUUUUAUCUGAAACUAGGCCCAUGUGUAAUCUGGUAAUAUAUACACAACAAGAUACUCAUACACAGACUUUCCAUUUUAAACAAACUUUAUUUAUUCCAUGUCCAGAAAAGUUAUCAAGAAAUUCUUUUGUGCCCUUUUAAUCUAUGUUUAACACUGUAUGAAAUGUAUCUUGUGUGUCCCUGGUUCAGAACCACAGAUCCUUAUCAUGUAUACCAUCCAUUUGAAAUUUGUGUCUUUAUGUGGAAUUGGAGUAUUGUUUUAUUUUUGAUAGUUCAUAGUGACAUAAUGUAACAAAUCUGGAUUAAUUUGAGAUUUUACAGUAGCAAAAGGCCAAACUUGUUAUGAAGCCCAACGUAGAAUUCGGCACAGAAAGUUUGUGUUGUACCAAAGAAUGAGAUUGUUAUGCAGCAGAAUGGUAUGGUGUUUUCAGUACCAGAUUCCAAACAGUAUUGCUGGGCCACCACAUGUUUUAGUGCCAGACUGCAAAGAACUGUUUUAUAAAUUCAGUCUGUACAUACGAGGUGUGUUCAAAAAAUGAUGGGAAUUUCCGUAUUUUGGAAAAAAUAUUUAUUCAUUCGUCUACAUUAAUGUUGUCGCCUUCAAAAUAGUCCCCAUUCGAUAUUAUGCACUUAC